This is a messenger RNA of Pseudomyrmex gracilis, 14114 nucleotides long. It is a transcript of the gene zfh2, whose product is annotated as zinc finger homeobox protein 4. The record is from RefSeq and is a predicted model, not a curated record. The coding region runs from base 1736 to 11599 and encodes 3287 amino acids. NCBI's taxonomy places the organism in Eukaryota, Metazoa, Arthropoda, Insecta, Hymenoptera, Formicidae. Gene Ontology annotation, molecular function: DNA-binding transcription factor activity, RNA polymerase II-specific; RNA polymerase II cis-regulatory region sequence-specific DNA binding; zinc ion binding. Gene Ontology annotation, biological process: regulation of transcription by RNA polymerase II. The transcript has 8 exons. Gene Ontology annotation, cellular component: nucleus.
UGUCGCGACCUUCGGGAAAAAGGAUUGUUGUGCGGUGCCGCGUUCUCCGACCGGCAGCUGCUGUUCUCUGGCUGGUGACCGGAAAGGAACGACGUCGCGGAAAAGCAACGUGAUCCUGAAAGUGUCCGUGCGGUAUACACGCGCGCGCAAACUUCGGAGGUCAUUCGGGACUCUUUGAGGAGAAACACGUUUUUAUCGAAAUAAAACUAAUAAGUGUGUGCGUGUGUGUGCGUAUGUGAAUGUGUGACGGGAGGGAAGUACUUUAAAGAGAACUGUCAAAUUCUCUCGUGACUUGACGUCAACGUUCAUUCGAGUGUUGUAGAUAUCCCUUUUGAUCCGAGAAACAAUCUUGGAGAUGAUUGAAAAUCAUCUCUAGAGAGAGAUAUACUUCUCGUACGUCGCGAGAAAACUGUUUGCGCUUUUCCCGCUGCUGAAGUUCAGCCUGUUCGUCUAUUUCUAUUCUACUACGUGUAGUGACUAAGUUAUCAGCUGUUCCCCGAUCGACUUUGACGUUUCAAGUGUCCGAGCGCGCGAGUGUGACACUUUGGUCUGACGUUUCGACUUCCGUCAUCGAUUCGCUUAAUUUUCCGGCACGGAAAAACUGACACGUUGACAUUGUCGUGCUUCGCCCACGUGAGUGAUCGAUCGCGACCUAGGACAACGUUGCGCACGCCGUGUCCCUUCGCCGACGAAGCGCGUGCUUCGGUAAAUACACAAACUCGCGCCGCGAGUUCUGGAAGAUGGAAGAUCAUCAAUUCGGCGAAAGCAAUCGACGAGGAGAAUCGAUAGAGACGAGUCGCGGAUUCCUCGCGCGUUUUCCUCGCCGAGGUUAAAGCUAAAGUUUUCUUUUCGCGCGAGAAAAAGACGAUAAUCGCGAAACGACGAGCUGCGCGGCAAGUCAGACGCGGAAGAAGAAACGCAAAAAUUGCGCGCGCGGUGAAACUCUCUCUCUCUCGAACGCGAACGAGCGAUUAUAUCAUUAACUCCGAUUAUCGGCGUGACGCGAGCGAAUAGAAACGAUUUGCCCGGCGAUCAUUAUCGGACACAUCCGGAACGAACGUUUUCCUCCAAGUAUUUCGCAACUGUCGCGAGCGUUCGAACCCUGUCGCGUGGCGAUUCCGUGCGAAACGGAAAUUUCUCACGUCAGGGAGGAAAAGAGCACGCGCAGAAAGAGAGCAGAAAAAUGAGCGAGCUCGCAAAUGUGCAUGUCGAGAUUUACAUAAAGGGAUCUGUUUGGGUGAUCUUGUGAAAAGCUGUGACAUUUUUUGUGAACUCUCAGUGAAAUUUGAAAGGAAAAUAAACAGUAGCAAAAAAACAUCAAUAGUUAUUGUCAAAGAACGAGGCGAGAGAUUCCGAAAAAAAUAUCAGAUGUUCUAAGAUCGCGCAACUCAGUUCGGUUUGUGGCUCUCGGGAUGCGGUCUUUUGGAACUGCGGCAUUUUCGCCAAACACCUGAGAACGUAAAGGGUCCGAAGGAGCGUAGAUGAGUUCUACUGUCUACGACUUCAGACGAGCUUCCAGUUCUAUGCUGGCGAAUUUAUUCGGUACGACCUGGGCUUGCGUCGGGGUUGCUAGCGAACCGUCUCUCGCUGGGAAAAAAAAAGAAAAAACGGAAAAGCAAUUGGCGAGAAAGCGAGCCAGCCCGUGCGGAAGAAGAAGACGAAGAGAGAGUCCGAAGAACGCAGGCGCAGGCGCCAUAGGUGAUGUGAGGCUGGCGCCCGCCUCACGUUUGGGGUGAUGCCCUCCAGUGAGCCCCAUCCCCCGUACCACCUUCAGCAUCAUAUUCCUCCCUCGCAUCUGCAGCAACACACACCGAGCGCGAUCGAGCAUCAGCUCUUUCAGCAGCUGGUGGCGGCUCAUCAUCAUCAGCAACAACAACUACAAAGACAGCAGCAACACGGCGGUCCGUUCCAAAAUUCCACCUACACGCAGCAGAAGCAGGAGAUGAGCCCGGAGGAGGAGGGGGGCCGGGGGAGUGGUUCUCCCCCGGCGGCUGGGGCUGCACUCCAUCAGCCCCAUCACCCCCGCACGGCUAGUCCACCUUCGGGCACGGAACCCUGCACCCGCGAUGCAAUACCAACACCUACACCCAUCGCGGACACCACGGCAACAAGCACAACCACGACCACUAUAAUGAUCAAAUCACAGCAAGAACAACAACAACAACAACAGGGUUCUAGCCCGAGUCCGAGUCCAACGGAAGGUGAUGUCGAAAAAUUUGACGGUAAGAUUGUCUACAAUCCGGAUGGAUCGGCUUAUAUUAUCGAAGGCGAAAACGAGUUUAGCGACGAAGACACGGUUCUCCCAGACGGUUGUAUUAUAGAUGGUCGCGGUGUAUCGGUUCCUCAUUCUUUAGUUUUCCCUCAAAUCGCGAGCGCGUAUUUUGUAUCGCGAUUAUACGCGCAUCAGGCGUAUCAGCAACAACAGCAACAACAGCAACAACAACAACAACGUUCGGCGACUCAACAGCACGAUCCGUUUUCCCCAGAUCUUCCCGUAAUGCACAGUUACAGGGUGAUUAGUUACAGGAGCGUGGAAGGUUCGAAGCCGCCUCCUCCGAAGCCCACAGUACCACCACCGCCUCCCGCUGUGUCCGUUCCUGUUAAACCUAUCCUAAUGUGUUUCAUAUGUAAGCUCAGUUUCGGGUAUGCGAAAAGUUUCGUUGCGCAUGCCCAGGGCGAGCAUCAGUUAACUUUAAUGGAAGACGAACGACAGAUACUCUCUCAUUCUACGGCGUCAGCCAUCAUACAGGCUGUGGGUAGAGGAAAGCAGCCGCUCGUUAGUUUUCUGGAACCUGUCACAAGUGCGCGACCGCAGUCUGUACAGACGCAGAGUCAUCAGAACCAACAACAUGCAAACGAUACAAACGAUCACGAAACUACGCCAACGACGACGAGCACACCGGCAAGCACACCAGGCGUACCUAGUAGUCCUCAACAGCAACAAGCGGCGCAACAUCAGUCGCAACAGCGACCUUCGCCGAGUACUCCAUCCACACCCACGUCACAUUCAAAUCAUCCUCUCACGUAUAAUCACCAGCAGCAUCAAUGGACCGGGGCUCAAGUGAGCGCCGCGUCCUGGGCCAAAGCUCCUGAUGCCAUAUACAGUUCCCCUCCUCCGACCUCGUCAACGAAAGGAUCUCCAUCUUCGUACGCCGCGCUCACUCAGGCUCCCCCAAAUUUUCUCACCGGCACCACGAUAGGCGUCUGUCCGGAACAUAUGCAAGGUAGACCGAGUGGAGUCGAAUGUCCGAAAUGUGAACUCAUAUUAGCCAGCAGUCGAUUAGCCGGUCCCGGCGGUCCUCUCGCUGGCAUUCACAGUCGAAACUCAUGCAAAACCCUGAAAUGUCCCAAGUGCAACUGGCACUAUAAAUAUCAAGAAACUCUCGAGAUACACAUGAAAGAGAAACAUCCGGAAAGUGAGACUUCAUGCAUCUACUGUAUCGCGGGCCAGCCUCAUCCGAGGUUAGCGCGCGGCGAGACUUACACCUGCGGUUACAAACCGUAUAGAUGCGAAGUGUGCAAUUAUUCAACCACGACGAAGGGCAACCUCAGCAUUCACAUGCAGAGUGACAAACAUCUGAACAAUAUGCAGGAAUUGCAACAGGGUGGCGGAGGUGGUACCGGUGCUAGUAAUCCAUCCUCGUCUCAAGACGCGCCAAUGCCAACGCGGAGUCCGCAUCAUCAGCAGAACCACAGUCCGCAUUUGACGGCGCAAACAGGUAACCAAAGUAAACCGAAACCUACGUUUCGAUGCGACGUUUGUAAUUACGAGACAAACGUCGCGCGAAAUUUAAGGAUACAUAUGACGAGCGAAAAGCACACGCACAACAUGCUUGUGCUCCAGCAAAACGUCAAACAUAUACAAACAUUAUCCGCGCUGUCACAUCAGCAUCAGCAAGCGCAGCAUCAUCAUCAGCAGGCGCAACAACAGAUUGAACAACUGCUUCAUCUAGGUGGCUUGGACAAACCUCAACACGCGGAAGCGGCACUGGCUGACAUGGCUUACAAUCAAGCGCUACUGAUACAAAUGAUGACCGGUGGUCAAUUACCUCCCCAACUUCCGCCAGAACUCAUGGGCGGCAUGGCGAACAUGAGCGCGAUGGGUAAUCUCGGUGGUGACGUUGGUCUUUCGCCAGACAGUAUGGAACCUCCUCCGGAACCAGCAGACCAGGAUCCGACCCAUCUCUACCACUGCUGUGUCUGUAACAACUUCACGACAGACUCGUUGGAGAGUUUGAGCCAUCAUUUGGCUCUCGACAGAACGAGAAAUCGCGAGGGUGAGAUACUUACGGUGUUGAACGCCCACUUCAUCUGCAAACUGUGUUCCUACAAAACCAACCUAAAAGCGAAUUUUCAACUGCACUGCAAGACUGACAAGCAUUUGCAACGUCUGCAGCACGUGAACCACGUGAAGGAGGGUGGUCCGUGCAACGAGUGGAAACUCAAAUACGUGGCUUCGCCCACGAGUACCGCGCAAUUGCGUUGCCACGCGUGCGAUUAUUACACCAACAGUGCUCAUAAGCUCGCCAUGCACGCCACUUCGCCCAGACACGAGGCGGCGGCUCUUCUGCUCCGUCAUCUCGUCGAGGCGAGCAACAACAUCCAAACCCCCGGAAAAUUGUAUCACUGCGCUCUGUGCGGAUUCAACGCCCGACAUCGACUACCGCUUCUGCAACACGUGAGAUCUAUACGCCAUCUGCAGAUGGAACAGUUGCAUCAACUGCACAGAAGAAGCAACCUUCAGGGUAACGAGACCCCGCACACGGACAUCGGCGACGUUUUUCACGUGGUGAGCGAUCCCGACGUGCCGCCUACGCAACAAUCCAGCCCGACCACGCCGACGACACCUAAUGCCACGAGCACCAACAACGAACGUCGAGAAGAAGGUAGCGAUUGCGGUAGCGAAGUGAAACAAGAACCAGACAACGACCCAGAACCAGAAGUGGAACCCGAGAACGAUCAAGAAGAAAUUUCAUGCUUGUACUGCACGUAUCAGCCAACGUCGCGAGAAGAGUUACGACAACAUUUGCAAGUGGCUCACGUACAAAAUUCAGAAGAGAAAACCGAGACGAUCAAGGAGGAGCCAGCCCCAGAAUUAUUAUGCCCGUUGUGCCAAGACGCUUUUAAGGAACGCCCCGCUCUGGAGAAGCAUGUAAUGCAAAUUCACUCUGUUAACGCCGACGGUUUGCAGAGGUUGUUGUUGUUGGUCGAUCAGAGUCAUUGGUUGAACAACAAUCCGAGAAACACUUCGACGCCGGUUGUAACGGCUCCUACGCCAACUCCAACGUCGCCGACGACAACGACGAAACAACAUCAGGAUGAGGAGAUAAUCGAACGGGGUGGCAAUGACGAAACCGAGCAGAUUACCAGCUGUACUAUAUGCGGCCGAGUUUGUACCAUAGAAUCGCUUCAGCAACACCACAGGGAAGUACAUCCUGCCACCGCGCCUUCUCUGGCGGUUAGCGAGAAACACGUUUACAAAUAUCGAUGCGGACAAUGCAGUCUCGCCUUCAAAACCUUGGAGAAGCUGCAGCAACACGCGCAGUAUCACGCGAUCAGAGACGCGACUAAAUGCAACUUGUGCGGACGAUCUUUUCGUUCAGUUCAAGCGCUCCAAAAACACCUGGAGACAUCUCACGAUUUCCACGAGGACGAUUUAGUUCAGCACAAGCAAAAUCUGCUCCAGACACACGCGUUGUUCAGCUCGAUCACGGAAGACGCGUUGAAACGACAAAGCGGCAUAACCAGCGAACAAAAUCCGGAAGAUGAUCCUGGCAGAGGCGAAGAGGAAGAGAGCGACACCAGUGAGACUUCAUCGUUACCGAAGGAUCAACGUCUGAUAGAGGAUUAUCUGAACAGUCAAACUGUUGCCGAAGACAAUUACAACGAUCCUACUCGAAAAUUUAAGUGUCAUCGAUGCAAAGUAGCUUUUACACGUCAGAGCUAUCUCACUGGUCACAACAAGACCUUGUUGCAUCGCAAAGGCGAGAAGAUGUCUUAUCCGAUGGAAAAGUACUUGGAUCCCAACCGACCGUUUAAGUGCGACGUCUGUAAGGAGAGUUUUACGCAAAAAAAUAUUCUUCUGGUUCAUUACAACAGUGUGAGUCACUUGCACAAGUUGAAACGCGCGAUGCAAGAGCAAGGUAAUAACAACACGUUGAUCUCGGUUCUACCGCUGGCAAGCCCGACCGAAUCUCCUGAUUCCCAACAAGAUCAGGACAAGAAGCCGUACAAGUGCAACAUCUGCAAGGUCGCUUAUACCCAGGGCAGCACUUUAGAUAUCCAUAUGAGAAGCGUUCUUCAUCAAACGCGCGCCAGUAAACUGCAGGAUCUCGCAGCCAGUGGACAAUUGGAUCUCGGAUCUUUGAUCGAGCAACUGCCACCAACGAGCCCGAACAGUCCGCCUGGCAACGCGAACGCGAACAACGCGGGAGGAAUGAUCGCUUGUUCACGCUGUAACGCUCUGUUUGUCAGUCAGGAGCAGCUGUCGACGCAUCAGAAUUUAUAUUGUUUCAAUCCGCUAGCGAUUUUUCAACAGCUCGCUUCGCAGCAGUUGUCCUCAGUCACCCCCGCAAAAUCACCUCCUCCCACGUCCACAACACCAGGAUCGCAACAACUCGUACAACAAGCCACGCAGCAGUCGCAAACCACGCAGGACAUUCUUUCUCAACCGCGACACAAGAGCUCGCAAAUGUACAAACACCUGUUGGAGAGCUUCGGUUUCGAUCUUGUUAUGCAGUUCAACGAAAAUCAUCAGAGACGACAGCGUAAGGAAGAAGAAGCGGCCGCGGCUCUUCAGGCGCAACAGGAACAACAAAAGCAAGAACAACAAAAACAAGCUCUCGCUGCUCAAGCCGCACAAGUAAAAGAAGAAGAGGCCGAGGAGGCUCACAUAGACGACGACGUAAUACCAGAACUUACCCGUAGCACUUGUCAGCACUGCAAUAAGGAGUUUAGCAGUGUUUGGGUCUUGAAAGCUCACUGCGAAGAGGUUCAUCGCGAUCUCGUGCCGCGCGAAUUUCUCGAGAAGUACGCGCAGCAGUUCAAAUGCGAGUAUGAAAAAAAAAGCGUCGUGGUAACCGCCGCGACAUCAUCGUCAACCACUACAGCGCCAAGAAGUUCCACACCAGCUGCCGGGCAACCUCAAGAUCUUAGCUCCGAUAAAGAAUCGCGCGAAAAAGAGGCGAACGACGACAAUAUGCUCAGAAACAGUAGUACAACACCAGAAGCUACUUCAACCACUCCGGCGACUACGCCGGCGUUGUCCAACACUCCUGUUUCAAGUACAGAAUCUACGACACCGACUAUGCUGCCUACCAAUUCGCAGUCUCACAAUCAGCAACAAUCUCAAACAUACAAACACAAAGAACUUCAACAGCAGCAGCAGCAACAACAACAGCAGCAACAGCAGCAGCAACAACAUGCUCAACUUACUUUGGCGCAGCAAAUGUCCGAAAUGCAGGCUGCUUUGAAUGCAAUGGCAGCGUCGCAAUUGCAGCAACAGCUGCAACAAUAUCCGGGACUCAUGAUGGGAAUGAUGGGAUUACCAUUGGGAUUAAAUGUACCUGCUCUGGCGGCAAUGAAUCUGCAACCACCUCUAGUGCCAAUGAUGCUACCACCACCACCGUACGAUGGUGCUGCAGCUGCUGGAUAUCCGCCUAUCAACCAGGCAGAUCUUCUUGCCAAACAACAUCUUGCUCUUCAGCAACAGCAGGCAGCAGCAGCGGCUGCAAACGUAGCUGCUUCACAGAAACGGGCGCGUACUCGCAUCACGGAUGAACAGUUAAAGAUAUUACGAGCGCACUUUGACAUUAAUAAUUCUCCCGGCGAAGAGCAAAUUCUGGACAUGGCCGCUCAGAGCGGUCUGCCUCCCAAAGUAAUCAAACACUGGUUCAGAAACACGUUAUUCAAAGAACGACAAAGAAACAAAGACAGUCCCUAUAACUUCAAUAAUCCGCCGAGCACCACCUUGAAUCUGGAAGAGUAUGAAAAAACCGGUGAGGCGAAGGUGAUUCCGUUAAAUUCCAGCGUGUCCGGUAGUAGUUCUUCUGACGACAAAAGCCCGAAACAACCUACACCUCCACCAUCCACACAGAACACUAGCGCGUCGCAGUCUGCUAGUGAUAAUAAGCAGGAAUCCGAGCAGUCGAAUGACAAAACGUUACUUUCUCAAAUUGGUCAAAAUCAGGAAGAACAGCAGCAUCACUCGCCCGGUAGUUCAGGCGGACAGCAGUCGCGACCGCAUUCGCCUGCGCUUAGUAUGAGUUCGGUGUUUUCGGGUAUUCAUCAUGACGUUUCGUCUCAUCCGCCAUCAACUACAAACGCACCGAGCACUCCGAUGUUACCACCGAAACUAGCUCCUCAAAACUUUGCGAAUCCCACUCCGGGCACGGGUGGCGUGGUGCCAAGCGCGAUUGCCGCUAUGGCGCUCACGCCACAGAGAUCUCUAAGUCCAGGUCGCGGACCGACAGAUUAUUCCUUCGGCGGUAGUAGCAAUGGUAGCAGCACGUCCGGUGGUAGCUCUGGAAAGCGAGCUAAUCGAACAAGGUUUACUGAUUAUCAGAUAAAAGUUCUUCAGGAAUUUUUUGAGAACAAUGCGUAUCCGAAAGACGACGAUUUAGAAUAUCUCAGUAAACUUCUUGGUUUGAGCCCGCGAGUGAUUGUCGUUUGGUUUCAAAAUGCUAGGCAAAAAGCGCGGAAAGUCUACGAAAAUCAACCGGCUGCCGAACCUGUAACAGCGGGCGGACGCGAAACCGAUGACGGAUCCGGUAGAUUUCAAAGAACACCAGGACUGAAUUAUCAAUGCAAGAAGUGCCUACUCGUAUUUCAAAGAUAUUACGAACUUAUACGCCAUCAGAAGACUCACUGUUUUAAAGAGGAGGAUGCCAAAAGAAGCGCGCAAGCCCAGGCGGCCGCGGCUCAGGUUGCCGCGGUUCUAAGUUCCGAGGACAGCAAUAGCAGCAGUACAACGACUCCGACAAGCAACACGGUGACCAAUAAUCCGUCAACCACGCCCGCGCUCGCUGAGCAGUUACAGCUACAACAGCCGUUGAGCACGGUUACGCCGCCGCAUCAGCAUCAGCAGCAGACUCCGCCUCAGGUACUGCAUUCCCAUUCAACGCAGAUACAGCAGGUGCAACAGCAACAACAGUCGCAAACAGAAUCGAAAGAAGGUAGCUUUCAGUGCGACAAAUGCAACUUAAUGUUCGGAAGAUUUGAGCUUUGGCGCGAGCAUCAGCUAGUACAUAUCAUGAACCCGUCCCUGUUCCCGCCAGCUUACCCGCCUGAUUCACCUUUCGGAAUUUUGCAACAACAAGCGCUCACCUCUCCUAUCACGUCAGAUCCUCCGCAGCAUCCGCUCAUCGCUAUGAUACAGAAACGAAAGUACGAGGAAAUUGAAGAAGGCGCAGGUAGCGACAAUCGUUCGAACUCGGAACACAGCGAGCAACCGAAGGACAAACGAUUGCGAACUACUAUAUUACCGGAACAGUUAGAAUAUCUUUACAACAAGUAUCAGGUCGAAUCCAAUCCAUCGAGGAAGAUGCUGGAGACGAUAGCUCGCGAGGUCGGUUUGAAGAAGCGCGUGGUGCAAGUGUGGUUUCAGAAUACACGCGCUCGCGAGCGCAAAGGCCAAUUCCGCGCUCACAGCCAAGUAAUUAACAAGCGUUGUCCGUUCUGCCCGGCGUUAUUCAAAGUGAAAUCCGCUCUGGAAUCUCAUCUGAGCAGCAAGCACUCCGAUCAAGUGGCUCGAGGCGAGGUGAAUAUUGAUAAUAUCCCGGACGAAGAGCUCUCGAUGGAAUCCGCUCCUUCCAACUCGAGCACUCCUCAUAUUCCUUCAGUGUUUCCCGAUAUGGAGGCAUUGAAAUCCAAAUACUACGACGAGAUGAGACGAUAUUUUACCGAACUGUCACAAACAAGCAAUGGAAAACAGGAAACGGCGAAUCAUCAGACCGGUAGCAACAGCGGCGAAUCGCCGUUAGAUCUGAGCAAGCCGGUCGAUCUUAGCCGAUCAGUGAAACUGAGUCUGGGCGGUUUGAGCAAUCUUCUCGAAGAACAACACGGUGGUCCUCCCCGCCCAAGUAGCGACUGCGGACUUCUGACCGACUUAUCCGAACGAAGUAUCUGCGACGACGAUAGUAUGAGCGAGACCACGGAAUUUCUGGAUGACGAGAGUGGCCCGGCGAGUCCGGCCUCAAGCACUCAAAGUACGAGACAAGGACCUGCCAGCGGAAAUAUUGGAAACACCCCAGGACCACCUGUAACUGGCACGCAGUCCAGCAGCAAUACCGGCCAAUCGGGCGGUAAACGAUAUCGCACGCAAAUGUCAGCCACCCAGGUGAAGGUGAUGAAGUCGCUCUUCUCGGACUACAAAACACCAACGAUGGCCGAGUGUGAGAUGCUGGGCCGUGAGAUUGGUCUACCGAAACGAGUGGUCCAGGUGUGGUUCCAGAAUGCCCGUGCCAAGGAAAAGAAGGCUAGGUUAGCGGCGGGUUUGCCGGCUGAGGGCUCUGCCGUUCAACCACAUCGCGGACCAACCGGACCAGACGAGUGCAGACUAUGCUCUGUGCGCUACUCGGCUAAGACACCGUUGCAGGAACACGUGUUCUCACGGCGGCACAUCGAAUCCGUACGCAUUGCCGUUGAAGAGGGCAGUUUGGUGCCUCCGACCCCCGGAGCGCCAAUCGUGAGCAGCGGCAGCGGCACUACUGGCGUGCCAAGUAUCGGUAAUUCGUCAGUGGUCGCCGCCGCGGCCGGUCAACAAGUCAGCCAGCAACAACAACAAUCGGACGAAAACAUGAUGUACGGAUCUGUGUUUCUCCAUCCCACGGCAAUGUCAUUAGUCCAGUCACAGCUACAACAACAUCCCACCGGCACUGCGACCAGCACAGCCAGUACCACGGCCGUAGCGGCUGCGGGCUUGAGCGGUGGCCUAUUGGGGAGCGGUCUGAUGUCGUUGCAAGUGGAGGGUGGCGCGCAGGUGCAGGUGCCGCGGGCCCUGAUGCAGGCGUUCCUGCAGCAAGACCCGAAUCAUCCGGGUCUGGAGACGGUGCGUCUGCCGCCAUCGUGCGACGAGAACGGACCGACGCCGCAGCAUUGUCGCGAGGUCGAGACCGAGUUGUGCCUCGUGUGCCGCCGUUGCGUACGAGCGUAUCCGCAGGAGUCAACGCUGCUGGCGCAUCAGCGCUCCUGCUACCUGGGCAAUCAGCAGCGUCGCGGCGCCCUGCGUCUCGUGCAGGCGCGCUACGCGUGCUCGCUGUGCGAGCCUGGCGUGCCGACGCGCACCUACGCCACCGUGACCGAGUGGCGUCGUCACGCCGAGACGUUGCAGCAUCGCGCGCGUCUCGAAUCAGCGCAGGAGCGGCAGCAGCAGCAGCAACAGUUUGACGGGGGCGCGCAAUCCGGCGAGGAAACGAACCCGCUCACCAACGAAAUGGAGGACGUCGUUAAUCAGAUCACCCUACUGGCUCGCGCGGCCGCCGAGAGCACGACCGGUCAGCCACAGGCCAACGAGAGGACCGGUCAGGACAACAACAAUGGACCCGACGCCAAGCGGCAGAAACUGGUGCAGGAGGUCGCGGCCCUCGCCGGUGCGCGUUAAACGCCAAGUGAUUACAAGUUCUGGGGGGGUUGGUCUGUCGUUUCUUCUGAACAGACGGUCAAGAUGCGCACACAGGGAUCACCGAAAUAAGCCAGUGGCAGGAGGAGGGAGAAGGAGGUACUGAAGACGAGUGUAAAUGAAAGAGACCGAGAACCGAUGGGCGUCGCUUGAGAAGGUCGGAGUCGAGGACGUCGCAGUGGACGAGCCAAUGUUCCUAACUCGGCGAUAGACGGGCAGCAUGGGUGCCUCACUUCUUCAAUGAAGCACCCCGCUGGGGCGGCCUGCCCUAAGGCGGUGGCAAGAGGGCAGGAAGGGAUACCACGACGAUCCAUUGAGAAUCGUCGAUUCUUUCUCUUAAUUUUUCGUCGUUUGUGCACCGCCAUUAUCGCGCACCUAUCGCCAUUCACUUCACCUUUCUGCUUUCUGGCCCCCGCCUUCCCCCCGAUUCGCCCUAUUAUUUUUGUAAUGCGAAUCCCGCGCAGCGCGUGCCGUGAAGUUGCGCGCUCUCCAAAGUUCCUCUCGUAGCACGAAAGAAAAAAAAUUAAUAAAAAAAAAAUUGUGAAAGAAGAAAAGAGUGGCAAUGGACAGAGAAAGAGAGAGAGACUCGAUAAAGACGAGGUGUCUAGGUGGAAAUCGCCCGGGGAGAAAUCACUCACCUUGGUCAAGCCAGCAACCUGGUCGAGCCGAUCGGGAUCUUCUGGGGCCGCGUCUCUCGGGGGCGCGUGUAAUCGGAGUGAUAUGCGCGCGGUAACAUUUUGCACAGGAGACGGAGAAUUACGGAGAAUUUCCGGAAGGGAAAAAAGUGGCGUCGUGCGACGCGAAAAAAAAACGACGCGCGUCGAGGUGGGCUAACUUAAACGUUCCUAUGUAAAGUAAUAAUAAAAGAUUUAAAGCAGAGUUACUAAGAGAGAAAAAAAAAAGAAAGAGAAACGGAAGGAGAAUACAAGCGGACGCUGGUUGUUUGUAGACGCGGCGUUGUGUAGGGUAGACGAUGAUGCGCGGCGCGCGAAACUUAAAAACGCCGCCAUCGUUACGAAUACGUACGUACAUAUUCAUAUAUAUAUAUACACAUACAUCUAUAUAUAUAUUUAAAUAUAUAUAUAUAGAUAUCUGACUGUCUCUCUCUAUCACUCUCUUUCUCGUUUUGACGCGCGUGUGCACGUGGCUUUCCACGGACCUGUGUGUGUGCGUGUGUAUGUGUGCGCAUGCGUGCGUAUGUGUCGCGAAUUGUUCAGCGACUUCGACGGCGAUCGUGGAAAAAGUAUUUCAAAAAAAUAAAAAAACACAAACGCCCUCGCGCGCUUUGCAAAAUUGAGAUAUAUCCGCGAUUUUUGGAAAAAUUCAUACAAGUCAAACGUAUAUAUAUAUAUAUACACACACACACACACACACAUACAUACAUAACUACACAAUCUUUCUCUGCCACUUUCUCACUCAAAACAUCUCACGUACACAAACACAUCCCACACAUACGCGCAUUGUACACGUACAUACACACUGGGCUCGGCACGUACGUUUUUUUAACGUUUUUUAUUUUCUGUAAUUUGAUAAAAGAAACAAACAAGGUAUAAAACGUAACGUAGAUGGCGGACGGAAGGGAAAACGACGGUGUACAAGGUGGUAAAGAAAAAACACCCCCGAUGCCCGUCACUGACACGAUUUCGCGUGCGCGAACGAGCAAGACCCAGAAACAUGGUUCCUAUAUUUAAUGAAUUAUAUUUAUUAACGCUAAAGAAAUGAGACUAGUAAUAACGUUAACGAUAAUAAUGAUACUAUUAAUUAUAAUAAUAAGUAAUAAUAAUUAUAGUAAUAAUAAUGAUAGUAAUAACAAUAGGUAUUAGAGAAAAUGUCGGUAGCUGUAAACGAUUAUCUCGCUAAGCAACGCUCGAUGAUCGAAAAUAAACGAUCAACACACACAUCGACGCUCGGGGGGGGGAGGGGGAUGAUGGCCCGGCACCACCGUCGAAGGGACAGAUUUGUGUAAUUUCUGCGUUCUCCGAUCUCUCUCUUCUUCGAACAAAUGAAACAAAUCGAACAACGUAUACGCGCAACAUUAUUUAAAACAUUUGGAGGAAAAAUAUAAAUACACAAAAUAUAAAAACAUAAGAGACAUUUUAACAUUUUUUUAUCAGACGGAUAAAAUCGAGACUUGAUUUUAACGCGAUCAUAAUAAAAAAUUUUGACACCUUCUCCAGGAGAAUUAAAGAAGAAAUUACUUUAAAGAGCAAAAAUAGUAAAGAGACACAUGUCGAGGAAGAGGGAGAAAGGAAACGCGAAGAAGGAAUCGCGUGAGACGACCGUGAACGACAAAGAAUUCACUAUUAGUUGUUAAGUUACGAGGAAAAAAAAAUUACGAUUAAUAAACUUACAUAGGAAUAUAUAAAAAGAGGGAAACGGAGGUACAUGCGCGUCGAUUGAGACGGCACACAGACACAAAACUAAACACACGCACUUUACAUAUAUAGGUAUACAUACAGAAAAAAAAGAAGUAUAUAUAUAUAAAUAAAAAAAAAUG